CAGAGGAAGCAGCUACAGACGGUUAGCAUCGCUAGCAUGGUGAGAGAAACACCGGGCGAAGGUCGACAGUAGGACGGCAGCAUCCAGCGCUUCUCCUCCCCCGCCCGCCGCUCCUUUAUUCGUCGACACCUUACGAACAGGUUCAGAUAAGUGGAGUUUAUUAACUUAGUGGCUGCUAAAGGAAAGGAGAGUAGCAAGCUAGCCCCCUGAGCUAGCUACAAGUUAGGUUCAGUGUCCUCAUCUCUGUGCGUGAAACAUCCACGAUCAUGGCUGCGCUGAGAGCCUCCUACCACCGGGUCCUGGACCGGAUCGAGCACAUCCUGCCCGGCAAACUGAGACCCAUGUACAACCACCCGGCAGGUCCAAAAACAAUUUUCUUCUGGGCCCCAGUGUUUAAAUGGGGUCUGGUCGGAGCCGGUUUUGCUGAUAUGACUCGACCAGCAGACAAGCUCAGUAAAUCCCAGUCUGCAGUGCUGACUGCCACAGGGCUCAUCUGGUCCAGAUACUCACUGGUCAUCAUCCCCAAGAACUGGUUCCUGUUUGCUGUCAACUUCUUCGUCGGCGGCGCAGGAGCCUCCCAGCUCUGGAGGAUCUGGAGGUACGAGCAGGAUAAGAAGGCAGAGGAGGCUAAAGAAGCUGCUGAAUCCUGAGUGUUUUCUGUUGCCGGUGCUCCACCUGCAGAGGACUGAAAGGGAGACUUGAGACCAGGCACCGACCUGCCCCCUCAUCACCAUCAUCAUCAUCAUCAUCUCUGUCUUCAUUAUAUCCAUGCCAUAACCACGAUUCUACCACAUCAAGCCUGUCGUCCCUGUUGGAAUUGUGCACUUUUCCUUAAGUUUCGAAUUUCCUCAGGGUUUAAAAAAACAACAUACAUUUUUUGUCAACUGUAGUCAACACAUUCAAGCAUGGCGGUCAUCAGCGCACAAGUACAACUUGUUCAACAAGUUGAAUGAUUGUACAUUAAGUUCAUGCUUUAUAUAUCAUGCACUAAUUUGGAAGUUUAGCUUUUUCCAUCAUUGUUUUUCAGGUGUUGCAAAUCGGUACCUCAUAUAAUAAUUUCCCAAAAAAUAUAACUUGACUCUUGAGUUUGUGUUGACCGUGGUAGAAAGAAUGUUUCCAAAUGAAAUUUAAGAAGGACGCCAUCCGGUUAGUUUUUUCUACCACUUAUUUAAAUUCGGUUUAGUCGCAUCUGUACCUCAGUGAUGAUUUAAUAAGUGUUUCAUUACCAUGUAACCUUCCUCCCAUCUCAACGGCUUUAAAGUAUUUUAAUCUGCGUGUGAGCAAAUCCUAAUUUAUGAAUCACUUGAUUUAUGUCUAGUUCAAAGUGUAUAGAAAGAUGCUGUUAUUUUCUGAUAUUGACACCAAUGCCACAUAUUUAACAUGUGCAGCUUUUUAUUGAUUGUUACGACAGAGUGAACCAGUAAAACUGUUACUGAUACGCUAACUCUUUGAUUUUAAACCCCUCACUCUUGAUGCCUCUUCGUUCUUAGAAAAUAUAUUAGAUAUUUUUUUCUUUGACAUGUUUCCACUGUCGUUACACUGAAUAUCCCCACUUGAUUUUAGCAAUAAUUGGUGUUGUCACUUGAGUAUUUCUUGAUCUGCUGUGAGAAAAAUGGCACUAGGAAGGUCAAUCAUUGUGGCUCUCUAAUAAAUCAUAUUUAACACCUACA
Limanda limanda (common dab) is the source of this 1670-nucleotide messenger RNA. It is a transcript of the gene mpc2b, whose product is annotated as mitochondrial pyruvate carrier 2b. Bases 267 to 650 code for a protein of 127 amino acids. NCBI's taxonomy places the organism in Eukaryota, Metazoa, Chordata, Actinopteri, Pleuronectiformes, Pleuronectidae. Gene Ontology annotation, biological process: pyruvate import into mitochondria. The transcript is spliced from 5 exons. The record is from RefSeq and is a predicted model, not a curated record. Gene Ontology annotation, molecular function: pyruvate transmembrane transporter activity. Gene Ontology annotation, cellular component: mitochondrial inner membrane.